Messenger RNA from Austrofundulus limnaeus, 569 nucleotides. RefSeq lists its product as uncharacterized. The record is from RefSeq and is a predicted model, not a curated record. NCBI's taxonomy places the organism in Eukaryota, Metazoa, Chordata, Actinopteri, Cyprinodontiformes, Rivulidae.
AUGCCACCAGCACAGGGUGUUGUGACAGGAGCAGAUGAGAAGGUUCAAGCAGGUGAGAAGGUUCGAGCAGGUGAGAAGGUUCAAGCAGGUGAGAAGGUUCAGGCAGGUAGCAGUAAGGCCAGUACCAGUUUCAGAAACACAGAGCAAGCUCAGGGUGUGUCUAAUGACUCCUUGUAUGGGCAUCUGCUGAAAUCAGCCAGUGGAAAAGAAACAGGUGUGAUAGGCAGUCAGCAGCCGCAGGGAGGUCAGAGGUCCAAGCAGGUUCAGCCUAGUGACAACCGGACUGAGUUUGUAGCAGUGUUUGAAGGCAGGUGGCUGAGUGCAGAGGAGGAAAAUAGGGCGUAUCAGGAAGUAGAGACAGAUUUAGCAGAGCUGCAGAAAAGACAGAGAACUCAUAAGCCUUUGUCUGCCAGGUAUUUAGCUGCAGAAAAAGGUGAGUGCAGCCAGACAGCAUAUGGAUCCAGCAAAUGUAAGAUUACAGCUAAGGCAGCUCCAUCACAGGGUCAGGAAAAGCGAGUCGUUUUCAGAGAAGAGUUAGAGCUACAAAGUGCAGAAGCUGAUGAGAUGGA